AUUAAAGGAAUAAAAGAGCACAUUUGGGCUUGUACAAGUGUAGCUCAAGCAAACCCUCCUCCCUACUCGUCCAGCCCAUCAAGCUCCUCAAUCCAAACGGGCACUUCGUAGAAGCUGCGCCACGUGUCUGCUAGCGCAAGGAAAGGCCGGGAACCUUCUAGAAUCCGCUGGAUGCUUCUCUCACCAAUGUCCAACCUAAUCCCGUCCCCAAAUCCACGUUUCUAGACGCCUCCUCCUUCCCGUGGAAACAAUUGCCUUCCUUCCCGCAUCCUCCUCCCCUCUCGUCUCCCCUGCACGCGGAACACCGCCGCUCCGGCCACCUGCCUGCCCAAUGGCGUCGCCGGCGGCGGGGACGCCGCCGUUCCUGACGAAGACGUACGCGAUGGUGGAGGACCCCAGCACCGACGAUACCAUCUCGUGGAACGACACCGGCACGGCCUUCGUGGUGUGGCGCCCCGCCGAGUUCGCCCGCGACCUCCUCCCCAAGCACUUCAAGCACAGCAACUUCUCCUCCUUCGUGCGCCAGCUCAACACCUACGGAUUCAAGAAGGUGGUGGCGGACAGGUGGGAGUUCGCCAACGACGGCUUCCGGCGAGGGGAGAAGCACCUGCUGGGAGGGAUACAGAGGCGGAAGGGGACCGGCACCACGGGGGUUGGCGGCGGGGUGGCCAUACCGGCGGGGAUACCGAUCAUCUCGUCCCCGCCCACGAGCUCCGGCGGGGAACCGGCGGUCUCCUCGUCGCCGCCGCGCGGCUCGGCGGCGGGGGUGAGCGGCGCGGUGGCCGAGCUGGAGGAGGAGAACGCGCGGCUGCGGCGCGAGAACGCGAGGCUGGCGCGGGAGCUGGCCCGCGCGCGGCGCCUCUGCGACGGCGUGCGCCAGCUCGUGGCGCGGUACGACCACGGCGAUGAGGAUCCGGCGGAGGGCGACGAUGGGCACGGCGGCGGCGGCGGUGGUGGAGGCCCCAGCGGCCGCGGAGCGAAGCCGAUGCUGUUCGGUGUCGCGAUCGGGGCCAAACGGCCGCGCGGCGCGGAGGACGGGGACGAGGUGGAGGACGGCGAGGACGGGACUGCCGAGGAAGACGGCGAGGAGGACGAAGAGCAAUACGACGACGAGAGGCACGCGGCGCGGGGGAGUAAGGCGGCGAGGAGGAAAGAGGUAUCGGAUCUGGACGUGCUGGCGCUGUCCGUGCGGGCGGCGGCGGCGGCGAGGCCGGGCGGAGGGUCGCGUGACAGCAAGAGCUCGGUCUCGUGACAGCCCGCGCCGCGAGGACUGAAAUUAGUGUGGCACUCGUGUAGAGUAGUCUCGUUUGUAUUGGGAGAUGGUGUAGGCGUAAUUGCGUAAACUGAAACAUGUUUGUACUACAUCAAUGGCCUUGCUUUAUUGUGCUUUGCACCGUCCUGCAGUCCUGCCGAUUCUAACUAGGGCUUGUUUAGUUCAAAAAUGAACUUGUUUAGCCAAAAGCCAAGCUGACAAAUGUUUGUUGUGGCUCUGUAAUCGUGUAAUGAAGUAUUCUAAUUUAUAAUUUCAUUUUCAUGUUCCA
Setaria italica (foxtail millet) is the source of this 1541-nucleotide messenger RNA. RefSeq names its product heat stress transcription factor B-2a-like. The record is from RefSeq and is a predicted model, not a curated record. Gene Ontology annotation, biological process: regulation of transcription by RNA polymerase II. Bases 332 to 1252 code for a protein of 306 amino acids. Lineage: Eukaryota; Viridiplantae; Streptophyta; Magnoliopsida; Poales; Poaceae. The transcript is spliced from 2 exons. Gene Ontology annotation, cellular component: nucleus. Gene Ontology annotation, molecular function: RNA polymerase II cis-regulatory region sequence-specific DNA binding; DNA-binding transcription factor activity.